UACAGUGUUGGACAGGUGAACGAAUCACAGAUGCUGAAAGUAUGUAUCUUAGAGCCAAAAUACUGUUCUUCUUUCUUUUUUGUAUGUCAUGCAUAUAUCUUUUCGCUUUGUCACUACGAGAUAUUGAACAAAAUGAACCAAAAAUUGCUAGAUUUAUAUAUCCUUGCGACAGAACAUUGGAAGGAAGACGAAGAAUUUGGACAAGUCCGCCAGUGGUUGUAGCUGAUUUCAGUUUAAUUUUCUUUUGGAAUGUUAAGUCUGGGUCAACUUAUUGGAAGAGAUUACUACAAAUUAUACAAAGGAUAAACUGCAAAUACGCAUUUAUGGGAUUAAAAUAUGUACACAAUCAAAAUGAAAUCAUAAAAUUUAUAAAAAACGAUUCAUGGAUAAAAGCGACUUUCGUUAGAGAACCUAGGGAACGUAUUUUAUCUUCAUAUUUAGGUAUCGGAAAGGACGACCUUCAUAUGAAUUGUUCUUGUGGAAGAACCGUUAGUUCAUUUUUAGAAUUUGUAGAAGUUAUUAAACAAUGCAAAGAUAGACACUGGACACCACAAGUUAAUUUACCAAAACAAUUUUACAAGAAUAUGAUGAUCGGGAAAAUGUCAGAUAUUUCAACAUUUACUGAACUAUUAUUGAGAAGAAUAGGUGUUUGGAAUGAAACAAUUAAAACUUUUCUUGGAUCAAAACGAAUGUACAGUUUGACACAAUCCCAUGCUAAAAACGCUACACAAAAGUUGCUCAAUUAUUACAAUACAACUGAACUACAGAAUUCGAUUUUUCACAUGUUUGCAGAAGAUUAUGAAGUUUUUAAAUUUAGUAAAGCAUAUUUUUGAAAAGGACAGACUAUGUUACUCAUUUAUUCAAGUGUAUAUGUUGAAACAUUAAUAAAUGGAAAUAUAAGCCUAAA
Mytilus trossulus (common blue mussel) is the source of this 907-nucleotide messenger RNA. RefSeq lists its product as uncharacterized. Gene Ontology annotation, cellular component: membrane. The record is from RefSeq and is a predicted model, not a curated record. The transcript is spliced from 2 exons. Bases 42 to 833 code for a protein of 263 amino acids. NCBI's taxonomy places the organism in Eukaryota, Metazoa, Mollusca, Bivalvia, Mytilida, Mytilidae. Gene Ontology annotation, molecular function: sulfotransferase activity.